This is a messenger RNA of Rhinichthys klamathensis goyatoka, 2415 nucleotides long. RefSeq names its product divergent protein kinase domain 1B (gene dipk1b). Gene Ontology annotation, molecular function: calcium ion binding. The record is from RefSeq and is a predicted model, not a curated record. The transcript is spliced from 5 exons. Bases 515 to 1813 code for a protein of 432 amino acids. NCBI's taxonomy places the organism in Eukaryota, Metazoa, Chordata, Actinopteri, Cypriniformes, Leuciscidae.
GUGUAAAUCAGGGUCUCUUCCCCUUUAAGGCGCUUUGUGCAGUCACAGAGAGGCCGAAUCUCCAGCUGAUCGUCAGUGAUUCUCAUUCUCACGCCAUCUCUUCCACACGAUUCGCGCAGAUCUUAAGGAGAAUCAAACAUCUGUCUAAAUAUCUGGCAAAUGUCAGUGCUAGUUUUUAAAGCAUCUUUGGCCGUGUCGUACCUCGUCGCGCGAGGAUGAUGCCUGAAGCUCGCGCGUCUCUGGAUGCAGCGCGUGCAAAUGUAUGCGUGUGCGCGCGCGUGCCCUUGAGUUGAGCACCACCAGCAUGGGAUGUUUCUCCAUCGCACGGCCGAUUGCAUCUUGAAACAAAAGCACGGUGCUAUAAAAUAAGAGCAAAUGACUAUUUUUGCUCUUUAUUGUGCCGGAGAACACCGCUGGCGUGUCGUCUGUAAAGGAGAAAACGAGAUGAGAAAGUGACGGCGUGUUUGGAGAGGAAUCUGUAAUUGUGCUGCGCAUCAUCAGUGUUACUGUGAAGAUGCCGAGGAGUUUACGCAGGCUGGUGCACCUGGUGCUCUUCUGUCCCUUAUCUAAGGGUUUACAGUCCCGCUUACCUGCAGUAAAGGUCAAGUACCUGUUGGUGGCGUGGUUUGGGAUUCUGGUGGCCAGCUGGGUGAUUUACAUGCAGUAUUCCUCUUAUUCAGAGCUCUGCAGAGGACACGUCUGUACCAUGCUCAUCUGUGACCAUUACCGCAGAGGCAUCAUCUCGGGGUCAGUGUGUAAGUCUCUCUGCGAGGAGAAAACGCUGUCUUUUCAACACUGUCUUUCAACGUCACCAACACACCAGGUGUACAGUGCUGUGUGGAAGGAGAAAGCCUUGUUGGUGAAGUGUGGAAUUGAAGAGAGCAUGAGGGGAGAAACGGAUCCUGACACUCCACUACUGCAUGACAACAACCUCUAUGAUAAACCCACCCGCGGAACAUCCAUGGAUGAAUUCAGAGCGAUGCUGCAUUCCUUCCUCAAGGACAGUGUUGGAGAGCAGUCGUCUCUUGGCACCCUUGUAACCCGUGUGAUUUCUCUAGCUGAUGUCAACGGUGAUGGCAAAGUUUCAUUAGCAGAGGCGAAAUCCGUGUGGGCUUUGCUUCAGAUCAAUGAAUUUGUUCUGAUGGUGGCACUGCAGGAUAAAGAACAUGCUCCUCACCUGCUGGGCUUCUGUGGAGACCUUUACGUGACCGAACACGUAGCACACAGCGCCCUCUUCAGGCUGGAGGUGCCUGGUUGGCUACAGCCAGUAUUUCCUGAGGCGCUGGGUGUCGCUCUAAACCAGUGGCUCGCUCCUGCGUGGCCCCGCAGGGCUCGAAUAACCAUCGGUCUGCUAGAGUUCGUGGAGGAGGUGUUUCAUGGCGUUUACGGAAGCUUCUACAUAUGUGAUGCAAGCCCGAGAAGGGUUGGCUACAAUGCAAAUUAUGACUUCAAAAUGGCUGACCUUCAGAGCGUAGCAUCGGAGGCAACCGUCAAGGGGUUCCUGCGAGGGAGAACUUGCGAGGCAAAUGCCGACUGCACUUACGGGCGAGAUUGCACUGCGACGUGCGACCGAUUGGCAAGGCAGUGCAAUGUGGAGGUGGUGCAGCCCAACUUGGCCAAGGUGUGCGCGCUACUGCAAGACUUCCUACUCUUCGGAGCACCAUCAGACCUGAGGGAGGACCUGGAGAAACAGCUACGCACCUGUGUGACUCUCAGCGGGCUUGCCUCGCAGAUGGAGGUGCAUCAUUCCCUUGUUCUGAACAACCUCAAAACACUACUGUGGAAGAAGAUCUCGAAUACCAAGUACUCUUGAGACCAACAUAGGGAUGAUCAAGAGAAAGGCAACGAAGAGCAGGAGAAUUGGAGACUUCCUGAGAGCGAAAGUGGGGUCGGCACAGCAGCCUCUGAAGGGGCCAACAGAAUAGCUGAACUCUGCAAGCUACUAUGGACUUAAAAUCUGUCGAACAUCAAUCGUCUUUGAGCGAGAAUAUAGUGUAUGCUCAGAAAGGGCAUACAUCCCCACCUAAUAUUUUCAUCAAGCGAAUCAAUUAAAGAUCCUUUAAUCCUAUAGAAACGCCUUCGGAAGACUUUUUUGUUCACCAUUGCCCAAAAGUUAUACGGUGAAGUAAGACUGUCCAGUAAGGAACAAAAACAAUUGGAGGACAUUUGACUGUGCUACUACACCUUCCCAAAUUAUACUUUGAAUCCUGCUUGGUCAACUUUUGGUUAAGGAUCUGAGCUGCAAGCACAAUAAUAGUAGGGUCAAUUCCAAGUAGAAGUAAACCAAGGAAAGGAGAUAAGGAGAGUUUCUGAGAGAUUGGUCUUGCUCUACAUCCCCACCCUCUAUUUUACUAGGUUUCAUUUUACUUGAUUCAUCUGAAACCCCUUUAAAGCUAUAGAAAAACCCAUUUAAAA